This is a messenger RNA of Fusarium oxysporum Fo47, 585 nucleotides long. RefSeq lists its product as uncharacterized. NCBI's taxonomy places the organism in Eukaryota, Fungi, Ascomycota, Sordariomycetes, Hypocreales, Nectriaceae. The transcript has a single exon. The coding region runs from base 1 to 585 and encodes 194 amino acids. The record is from RefSeq and is a predicted model, not a curated record.
AUGGCAUACGCCAGGUGUAUCGUGAGUCAUGAGACAACCUUACCAUCAACACUGGCUCUCCAAUUCUCACAUACCAAAUACGCCAAACUGUACUCCAUGUCCUUGAAUAAGAGAAUUCAAGACACAGAUAGUUGCACCUUCAUCUACGACCAAAACAAGGCUGUCAAGAUGAUCUUUACCAUCUCGUGGACCAACGAAGGCGAUGACUUCAUCUUCCAAAAUGAGCCGGACGCCAAAUUUUGGGAGCGAGUUGUUCGCCUAUGCAGAACCGUAUUGCCUCUGCAGAAGUGCAUCAUAACAGAGCUAGAGGGAACAGUGUUUAGAGAGAUGCUUGAAAUUUCUGACCAAGAUUGGUCGGAAACUUGGCGUGCUGCGGUUCUUGCGCCCAUGCCAGAGAAUACUCCUCAGAACCAACCUCAUGUGAGUACCACUACCGUUGUACAGGAGGGGGCUAGGAUAAGGAGGAGUGUCGCUCGAUUUGGCUCUCGGUUUGGCAUACGAGUCCGAUUUCCGAGGUUUUCGAGGAAGAAGAAGAAGAAGGGACAGAAUGAAGAGGUGGCAAAUGAAGCUACUCCUGCUGCUUGA